AUUUUCUUUUCUUUUUCUUCUUCUUUGUUUUUCUUUCACCCUCUGUCUCUUUACUGCAAAAACAUUAUGCUUAGAAACUUUGUUAGCCCUUCUCUCAUCAGACCUUUGAGUGCAAAUAAGUCUAUUGCUACCAGAAGCUUCUCGACUGCUUUUGUUCAGCGUCAGGCUGUCACUAGUACCUCUGAUGAAAAGUCUUAUGCUCACAUCUUGACUGAAACCAGAGGCAAGGUCGGUUUAAUUACAUUGAACCGUCCUAAGGCUUUGAAUGCCUUGUGUGCCGAUCUUUUUACUGAAGUCAAUGAUGCUCUUCGUUCCUAUGAUAACAAUGAGAACAUUGGUGCUGUUGUCAUUACUGGCUCCACAAAGGCUUUUGCAGCUGGUGCUGAUAUCAAGGAAAUGAAGGACCAUACCUUUGUUAAUACCUACAAGACUAACUUCUUGGGUCAUUGGGCUGAAAUGACUGAAAUCAAGAAACCUAUUAUUGCUGCUGUCAAUGGCUAUGCUCUUGGUGGUGGUUGUGAAUUGGCCAUGAUGUGUGAUAUUAUUUAUGCUGGUGAAAAGGCUGUCUUUGGUCAACCUGAAAUCAAGUUGGGUGUUAUUCCCGGUGCCGGUGGUACCCAACGUCUUGUAAAGGCCGUUGGUAAAUCCAAGGCAAUGGAAAUGAUUUUGGCCGGCAAUGUCAACCUGAAUGCUCAAGAAGCUCUCAACUUGGGCCUUGUUAGCAAGGUUGUCCCUGCUGAUCAACUUGUUGAUGAAGCCGUCAAGACUGCUUCUACUAUUGCUAGCAUGAGUCAAGUUUCUGUCCAGAUGGCCAAGGAAGCUAUCAACAAAUCUUUUGAAGUUCCUCUUAGUGCUGGUUUGCGUUGGGAACGUAUUUUCUUCCAAGCUCUCUUUGGAACUGCUGACCAAAAGGAAGGCAUGAAUGCUUUUGCUGAAAAGAGAGCUGCUACUUUUACCAACAAAUAAAUGACUUUGAUAGUUUAAAUAAAAUGUAAAAUACAUAAGAAUAAGAAAGUCAAUCAUGGUUUAUUUUUUUUUUUUUUGAUUAUUGACUGUACCGAUAGAUUUAUGUCUAGAGCGUAU
Molecule: messenger RNA, 1083 nt
Organism: Gilbertella persicaria
Lineage: Eukaryota; Fungi; Mucoromycota; Mucoromycetes; Mucorales; Choanephoraceae
Product: ClpP/crotonase-like domain-containing protein
Exons: 8
Coding region: 67-966 (299 amino acids)
Biological process (GO): fatty acid beta-oxidation
Cellular component (GO): mitochondrion
Molecular function (GO): enoyl-CoA hydratase activity
Source: RefSeq, a predicted model, not a curated record